AUGCCGACAUAUGAAGCCAGACAACUGAUUUUCACUGCCGGAGAUAUUUAUGCUGGAGUCAAGGAUUCGUCAUUUCCCAUGAUGCUCGCGAUGUCAUUUGGUGCUAGUAUAAGAUCACUUCAAUAUCAACAAGAAAUCCUGAGAUCGAUGACGUUAGGUUCCAAAGAUGGCUCGAGAACAAUCAAUGGUAUUGGCACUACCGGAGAAUAUCUGUUCAACAACACCGUUAGCAUUGUCACAUUCAUGAAAGAGGGAGCUGAGAAGAUACAGAAUAAAUAA
Molecule: messenger RNA, 279 nt
Organism: Caenorhabditis remanei
Lineage: Eukaryota; Metazoa; Nematoda; Chromadorea; Rhabditida; Rhabditidae
Exons: 1
Coding region: 1-279 (92 amino acids)
Source: RefSeq, a predicted model, not a curated record